Messenger RNA from Periophthalmus magnuspinnatus, 1649 nucleotides. It is a transcript of the gene rnf25, whose product is annotated as ring finger protein 25. The transcript has 11 exons. Bases 130 to 1437 code for a protein of 435 amino acids. Gene Ontology annotation, molecular function: ubiquitin protein ligase activity; protein binding. The record is from RefSeq and is a predicted model, not a curated record. Gene Ontology annotation, cellular component: nucleus. Gene Ontology annotation, biological process: protein ubiquitination. Lineage: Eukaryota; Metazoa; Chordata; Actinopteri; Gobiiformes; Gobiidae.
GACCACAGGAGGGCACUAUUUUCAGACUGUCACCUCUGAUUAAAGCUCAAACGUUCUCUAUUUGAAUAAAAGCAAAAAUGUGAAACUAGAGCACAGUUUGAGCCUGUUUCACGGUUCCUCUGACAGACGAUGGCCGGAGAGUGCGACGUGGCGUCUGAGAUCGAGGUGCUGCAGUCCAUUUAUCUGGAUGAGCUACUGGUUGAGCGGACAGAUGAUGGAGGUUGGGAAGUGCGUUUGGUGCUUCACCCAUCCACAGCUCAGGACUCUGUGUCUCAGUUUGUUCGCCUCACGCUCACACUGACUCUGGACCAAAAGUACCCAUUGUCCUCUCCCUCCAUCUCCAUUCACAAUCCCAGAGGCCUCUCAGAUGAUAAAAUUAAGAGUGUUCAGCAGUGUCUCCAGGCCGAGGCUGUAGCCAGUGUGGGCUCCCCUGUUCUGUACCAGCUCAUAGAGAAAGCUAAAGAAAUCCUGACUGAGAGCAACAUUCCUCAUGGAAACUGUGUUAUCUGUCUUUACGACUUUAAGGAGGGGGAGACUCUGACCAAAACGCGCUGUUAUCACUAUUUCCACUCUCACUGUUUGGGGCGAUACGUGCAGCACUCGGAGCACGAGCUGGAGCAGAGACAGAGAGAGCUGCAAGAGGACAAGACCCGUGACAACAGUCACAAACAGGAGCUGAAUGUGGUGUGUCCCGUUUGUAGAGAGCCUUUAAACUACGACGUGUCCCAGCUGCUGUCCUGCCCCGCCCCCCUGCUGCCUGAGGUGGACGAGGCAGUGAUAACCUCACAGUUUAAUCUGAAAUGGAGUGAGCUACAGAAGAUCCUAGAAAAACAGAAAACAAAUGGAGGAAUUAUUGACCCCGAGGAGGAGUCCAAGCGCUUCCUCAUCCAUAUACAGGCUCCCGCUGCAUCAGAAAACCCAGACGUGGAUCCUUCUUUGGACUUACCCUCUCCCCCAAACACCGACCCCAUCGCAGGAACUGACCCGGGCCUUACCAGCAUGUACCAGUGCAGAGACCCCCAUAACCCCCGGAGACACGCCCAUGGGAGGGAUUCACGACGUGGGGACAGGCAGCGACCCAUCACAGACCAGCUGGACUGUCUCUCCCUCUGCUCCAAUGACACAAAACAGGGCAAACAAACAGCGAAUACACGACUAUUAAGGGAAGACUACAAAAACCCAACUCCCCCAGAUGCUUUAAUGGAAGCCCCCAAAAAUGAGCCGGAAAGAGGGCACCGUGGCAGGAGAAGGGGGCCCCAACACCAUCACCACCACCACCACCACCCAGCUCCAAUGAGGCAUCACUGGGAGGGAAGAGGGUCGAUCGGCAGAGGAGGACACCCACAUCCCCAGUGCCACAGAGGGGGAAAGAGCCAGAGGAGAGGCCCCCCGAACAGGCCCGUGGACAGGGAGAGAACCAGGGAGGAGGUGCUAUGACAAAGGGCAAAAGGCUGCGACUGUGGCUCUCUACAAACAAGUGUGAAAUACUCUAACAGCAGACAGUGGUGGGUGUACAGCAGUGAGUGGUGGAUGUUGUCUAUCUGCUCCAUUCUAAGUACUUUUGCGCAAAGAAACAGGUGCUGCUUGUGCUCUUGGAUGUUGUGCCAUAUGAAACUAAUUAAUUACUUAUUAAAUUUUAUUCAAUGUCA